Messenger RNA from Daucus carota subsp. sativus, 3719 nucleotides. RefSeq lists its product as uncharacterized. NCBI's taxonomy places the organism in Eukaryota, Viridiplantae, Streptophyta, Magnoliopsida, Apiales, Apiaceae. Gene Ontology annotation, biological process: carbohydrate metabolic process; glucosylceramide catabolic process. Bases 531 to 3428 code for a protein of 965 amino acids. The transcript has 18 exons. The record is from RefSeq and is a predicted model, not a curated record. Gene Ontology annotation, molecular function: beta-glucosidase activity; glucosylceramidase activity. Gene Ontology annotation, cellular component: membrane.
AUAUAAUAACAUUCUGUGUCUAACACUAAUAACAAUCUGUAUCUAACACAAAUAAAUAGUACAACAUGUAUCUAUAGAAAGAGAAUUGCAGAUAAACAACCUGGCUGCUACUAAACCCGAGUUCCCGGCUUAUUUUCUUGAAUUUUCUUUUCUUUAACUCUAUUUUUUGUUGAAAAAUUUCAACAAAAUUUUAAUUUUCAACCCUCAAAAUUCAAUCUUUUUGACUUCGGCAAAGUCUAGAAUCCAAAAUAAUCUGGCCCACAUCAAAAUUUUCCACUUUUGACUGUAUACAACCCUAGUUCUUGAAGUUUGUGUUUUGAUAUUAUUUUCAUUUCUAUAGAAAUUUUUAUGUAAUUUUGGGUAGUGAACAAAUGGGGUUGAUGAUUUAGCUCUAAAGUUUGAUCUUUAGAGGAAUUGGAGUUGAAUUCUAGUUUGAUCACUGAGUUGAGAGAGAGAGAGAGAGAGAGAGAGAUCACUGAUUUCAGAGAGAGAGAGGGAGAGGGAGGGAGAGAGAGAUUAUACUAGUUGACAUGGUUAGUGGAAAUAUAUUUCAAUACAAGAAGAGUUCAUGGCCUCCUCAGGAUUACGUAAACAGGGCAACACUAGAACUACUUGAUUCUGACAGUGCUGCCCCACCAAAACAAGCAUGGAGAAGGAAAUUAAACAGCCAUGCUAGUAUUCUUAAAGAAUUCAGUGUUACAUUUAUGGAGGCAAUAAAAAUGGUUCGACUUGGUAUACGACUGUGGUCAUAUGUAAGGGAGGAAGCCUCCCAGGGAAGGAAAGCACCUAUUGAUCCAUUUACCCGUGAAAGUUGCAAGCCGUCAGCAUCCCAAGGGGUUCCUCUUGGAGGGAUGGGAAGUGGUAGCAUAUCUAGAGGUUUUAGAGGUGAAUUCAAAAAUUUUCAAAUUGUUCCUGGCACCUGUGAUACUUCUCCUAUCAUGGCCAAUCAGUUCUCUAUUUUUAUAUCCCGGGAAGGUGGAAGUAAAAAGUACGCGUCUGUCUUAUCCCCAGGGAAACAUGAAAAUUUAGGGGAAUCUUCAUAUGAGGGUCUAUCAUCAUGGGGUUGGAAUUUAACUGGUCAGCAUUCAACAUAUCAUGCACUAUUUCCAAGGGCAUGGACAGUAUAUGACGGUGAGCCAGAUCCAGAACUAAAAGUAUCGUGUCGCCAAAUAUCGCCGUUUAUACCACAUAAUUAUCAGGACAGCAGUCUUCCUACGACUGUUUUUGUUUACACGCUGGUAAACACUGGGAAGGAAAGGGCAAAAGUCAGCCUUCUUUUUACCUGGGCGAAUUCAAUUGGAGGAAUCUCUCACCUAUCUGGAGAUCAUGUAAAUGAGCCUUUCAUAGCUGAAGAUGGAGUGUCUGGUGUACUUCUACAUCACAAAACUUCAAAAGGGAACCAUCCUGUUACAUUCGCCGUUGCUGCAUGUGAAACUCAGAACGUCAGUGUAACGGUUUUACCCUCGUUUGGCCUGUCUGAGGGAAGUUAUCCUACAGCAAAAGCCAUGUGGGGGAAAAUGGCACAGGAUGGGUACUUUGAUAGGGAUGGCUUUGAUGCUGGACCAAGCAUGCCUUCAUCACCAGGAGAGACACGUUGCGCCGCGAUUUCUGCUUCAGCAUGGAUUGAGCCACAUGGGAAGUGCACCAUGGCAUUUGCUCUUGCAUGGUCAUCUCCAAAAGUUAAAUUCAACAAAGGAAAAUCGUAUCAUAGGAGGUACACUAGAUACUACGGUACAUCUGAAAGGGCAGCAUCGAAUUUAGUCCAUGAUGCGCUAACAAAUUAUAAGCGAUGGGAAGAAGACAUCGAGAGAUGGCAAAAUCCUAUCCUCAACGAUGAUAGGCUACCGGAAUGGUACAAAUUUACAUUAUUUAAUGAACUCUACUUCUUGGUUUCUGGUGGGACAGUUUGGAUUGACUCUGCAUUGCCAGAUGCACAUUUUAGCUCAAAUCAUCCUCAAACAAGGAAAACAAUGAAGUACAGAAGUGAUGCAGUUGUAGAAAAUAUAAAGAGUUCUGGUUCUGACAGUAAUGUUGAGAAUGGUUCGACAGGUGAUGUUGAAAGCUCUCAUACAGGAUUUUCUGAUGAAGAUGGUUCAGUAAUUUCUCAGGGAGAACAGAAAGAUAACUACAUUCAGUACCCUUCUCAUGAGAAUAACAGUGAUGAUGUUGGUAAAUUCUUGUAUUUAGAAGGUGUGGAGUAUAUUAUGUGGUGUACAUAUGAUGUUCAUUUUUAUGCAUCUUUUGCCCUCCUUGAGCUGUUCCCUAAAAUUGAAUUGAGUAUUCAGCGGGAAUUUGCAAAAGCCGUGCUUUUUGAAGAUAAAAGAAAAGUGAAAUUUCUGUCCGAGGGAAACUGGGGAAUCCGUAAAGUCAAAGGAGCAAUUCCUCAUGAUCUUGGAACUCAUGACCCCUGGCAUGAAAUGAAUGCAUACAACAUACACGAUACUAGUAAGUGGAAGGAUCUGAACCCAAAAUUUGUGCUUCAGGUCUAUAGAGACUUUGCUGCAACAGGGGAUUUGUCAUUUGGAACUGAUGUAUGGCCUGCUGUUUGUGCUGCAAUGGAGUAUAUGGAACAGUUUGAUCGGGACAAUGAUUGUCUUAUAGAGAAUGAUGGAUUUCCAGACCAGACAUAUGAUGCUUGGACAGUUCAUGGUGUAAGUGCUUACUGUGGCUGUUUAUGGCUUGCUGCACUUCAAGCUACGGCAGCAAUGGCCUUGCAACUGGGUGACAACAUUUCUGCCGAAAGAUAUAAAAGAAAAUUCUUGAAGGCAAAGUCCGUAUUGGAAGCAAAACUAUGGAAUGGUUCAUAUUUUAACUACGACAGUGGGUCAAGUGGUAAUAGUAAAUCAAUCCAAGCUGACCAAUUGGCUGGACAAUGGUAUACAGCAUCUUCAGCAUUGCCAAAUCUUUUUGAUGAUUUAAAGAUCCAAAGCUCCCUUCAAAAAAUCUAUGAUUUCAAUGUUAUGAAAGUCAGAGGAGGGAGAAUGGGUGCUGUCAAUGGGAUGCAUCCUAAUGGAAAGGUGGAUGAUUGUUGCAUGCAAUCUCGUGAAGUAUGGACGGGGGUCACAUACGCUGUGGCAGCCACCAUGAUUUAUGCUGGUAUGGAAGAACAGGCUUUCACCACAGCAGAAGGUAUAUUUUACGCAGGCUGGUCAGAGGAUGGAUUUGGAUACGCCUUCCAAACUCCAGAGGGAUGGACUAUGGACGGGCACUUCAGAUCUCUAACUUACAUGCGGCCACUUUCCAUAUGGGGAAUGCAGUGGGCUUUAUCCUUACCUAAAGUGAUCCUUGAUGCCCCUCGCGUCAAUAUAAUGGACAGAAUCCAACUCUCUCCUCAGAGUGCUAGAUCUCAUCAUGCAGAGAAUGGUGUUAGAAAGAUUGCUGAGAAAGCAAAGUGCUUUAGCAAUUCAAUGUUCCGCUGUGCAUGCUGAUAUAUGGUUAAAGUAAUAGCUGCAGUUUUCUUUUGCUUCCCUCUCCAAGGUAUCAGACAAAAUUGUUUUUGAAAAUUUUCAAGAUAUGCCCCCUUAAGUAGAAUGGCUCAAAAUUCUGGGCUCGCAAUCUGUCCGAUUUUAAGUUGCUGUACUGUAUUGUGUUAGUUUAUUGUGAAACUUUAGUCCGGGAAGCACUAGAGUGAGGUAGAUGAAAAAUAAAAUCCAGAAAUUCUAUUGUAAUUUUUGAAGUAAUUAUUUGCUGUAAAUGUUAAUCCCUAAUUAAUGUAUCAA